GGCAAGGGCUCGCGCACACCUUUUCAAAGAAGUUUCCUUUGUGCGCGCGCUUACGUGCGCGUUUUUGACGUGUGGGGAGUUCUAUUCCUUCUUGUCUUCGGUGAUGUUCGGUGUUCCAUUCCGGCCCUCUUCUCCCCUCCCUCCGGCCUUCUUCUUUAUGGCGCAUGCUCCGCAAUGUACCUUACGUGACAGUCCCUCUCAGCGCUGCGCGCCCUUGCCGUUUGUCCGCUCUUAAGGAAGGAGGGGGGAGGAGGAGGAGAAAGAGGAAGGAGCGGCGGCGGCGGCUGCACGCCCACUGUGGGAGCUUAGUGCGCGCUCCUCGCGCUCGCCCAAUAUGGGGACCUAGCACGCGCGCUGUUGUUAUUGGUGCUGCCUACCGACUGGCUGGCUGCUGGCUGGCUGGGCUGGCGGCGGCGGCUGUUGGUUGGGGCUCUGGCUGGGGGGGAGGGGGUUCGCAAGAGAGGAGCACAGGGUGGCUUAGCCAGCCAGCCAGUCAAGAGAGUGAGUGAGUUCUUUAAAGAUGGCCGGGGCGGCGGCGGCAGCUACGGUAACAACCGCGACCCCCUUGUAUUGCGUGUGCCGGGAGCCUUACGAUGUGAGCCGCUUCAUGAUCGAGUGCGACAUAUGCAAGGACUGGUUCCAUGGCAGUUGUGUCAGAGUAGAAGAGCACCAUGCUGUUGACAUUGACCUGUACCACUGUCCCAAUUGUGCAGUUCUUCAUGGACCCUCUUUAAUGAAGAAGAGAAGGAAUUGGCACAGGCAUGACUAUACAGAAUUUGAUGAUGGUUCCAAGCCAGUUCAAGCUGGAACAAGGACGUUUGUUAAGCAGCUACGUGCUUGUUCAUUCCCAAGCGCUGAUGAAGUCAUUUUGAAAAUGCAUGGCAGCCAGUUAACACAAAGAUACCUGGAGAAGCAUGGGUUUGAUGUUCCCAUUAUGGUUCCUAAAUUAGAUGGCCUAGGUCUCAGACUUCCUCCCUCUACUUUCUCUAUUCUGGAUGUGGAACGAUACGUAGGUGGUGAUAAAGUGAUAGAUGUUAUUGAUGUGGCAAGACAAGCAGACAGUAAAAUGAAGCUCCAUAAUUAUGUCAAGUAUUUCACAAAUCCUGACAGACCAAAAGUAUUAAAUGUGAUCAGCCUUGAAUUCUCAGACACAAAGAUGUCUGAAUUGGUGGAAGUCCCUGAAAUUGCCAGAAAACUUUCAUGGGUUGAAAACUACUGGCCAGAUGAUUCAGUCUUUCCUAAGCCUUUUGUUCAGAAGUACUGCUUAAUGGGAGUUCAAGAUAGCUACACAGAUUUCCAUAUUGAUUUUGGGGGCACUUCUGUCUGGUACCAUGUUCUGUGGGGUGAGAAGAUUUUCUACUUGAUCAAACCUACUGAUGAAAAUCUGGCAAUCUAUGAAUCUUGGAGUUCAUCUGUCACCCAGAGUGAAGUGUAUUUUGGAGAUAAAGUUGACAAGUGUUACAAAUGUGUUGUGAAGCAAGGGCAUACGUUGUUUGUUCCCACAGGCUGGAUUCAUGCUGUGCUCACUUCUCAGGACUGUAUGGCAUUUGGAGGAAACUUUUUGCACAACCUCAAUAUUGGCAUGCAGCUCAGGUGUUAUGAAAUGGAGAAAAGGCUAAAAACCCCAGAUCUUUUCAAAUUCCCUUUCUUUGAAGCCAUCUGUUGGUUUGUGGCCAAAAACUUACUGGAAACUUUGAAAGAGCUAAAAGAAGAUGGUUUUUACCCCCAAACCUUUUUAGUACAAGGAGUGAAAGCUUUACUUACUGCUUUAAAGAUAUGGAUGAAAAAAGAUCUUGUAACAGAACAUGCCUUUGAAAUUCCAGACAAUAUUAGGCCUGGACAGCUAAUUAAAGAGCUUUCUAAAGUGGUUCGUUCAGUAGAGGAAGAGAACAGCAAACCAGUUAAAACUCAGGGAAUUAUUGGUGCGUGCCAAAUUUCGCGGUCAUCAAAUGAAUCAGCCUUCACUCAUCAUUCCAGACAAAAAGCAAGGAAGCUACGGGACCAUGCAACCAAAACCCCUUCUAAUUUGGACAUCUUGGAGCUCCACACAAGAGAAGUUCUCAAAAGGCUAGAAAUGUCCCCAUGGGAAGAGGACACAGCAAAUGGUAAAUUGAAUGGAAGGUUUAACAAGCCUCUUCAGCCAUCUUCUACUGUUCCUGAAUGGAGAACGAAGGACAAUGAUUUACGGCUUUUGCUGUCAAAUGGAAGAAUAAUUAGGUUAUUUUAUGACAGAGACGAGAGGCAGCCCUUUAGAGAUCGAAGUCUUUACACUGCAGACAGUGAAGACGAGGAUGACAGAACGAAGUCAGAGAAGGAAAUAACAGUUAAGACAGAAGAGCAGAACUCCCAAGAAGCAGAUGGCAAUGUAGAUGCUCAGAAACCACUGAAUAUGUUCUUUGAAAGUGUGAAAUCAGAACUCAGGAAUGGAAACUCAGAAUACUCUGAUAUUUCUGAUUCAGAAGAAUCUGAGCCUGAUUGCACUAACCAGCAAAAAGAUUUCUCUUUUGAAGAGUCAGAAAGCUCAGGUGACAAGAAACAGGAAGUAACUUCAAAUUUUAGAGAGGAAUCUAAGCUAACAAACCACCUCUUUCACACCACACAGAAGCCAUCUAGACAUGAAAUGAUGACUAAAAGGGAAUGUCCUACCUCGACCAGUACGGAGGAAGAAGCUAUUCAGGGCAUGUUUUCUAUGGCAGGAUUGCACUAUACCAAUUGUUUACCAAGUCAUAUGCAGAGCACAGACUGCUCUGAUAGAAGAAGCUCUCUUCAGGAACACAGAAACUAUCCCAAAAGUAGGCAUAAAGACAAGCUGUCUUCCCAGAGUCAUAAAGCAGAAUAUGGUAAGCACAUAAAAGAAGAAAAAGAUGUAGGAGCUUCAACAUUAGCUACACCAUUGCAUGCAGUUUCUAAAGUAAACCCUCAGGAUACAAAUAAAACUCAGAAAUACUUUAAGAAGGAAGGUGCAUCUGAGGUCAGUUACAAAAUUCAAGAAGACAGGAGUAAUUUACAAAACAAUGGUUUGAACUUCCCCCAUGGCAAGUGUAUGCAGGAUUCGGCCUUGAUCGGAGGGGAAGGCAGACUAAGUGAUGGCAGCCUCAGUCCUGACAGGCCAUAUGGCGAAACAUCGUUGUCUGUACCUCUUCAUCCAACUAAGCGGCCAGCCUCAAAUCCACCCCCUAUCAGCAACCAGGCAACAAAAGGAAAGCGUCCAAAGAAAGGAAUGGCAACUGCUAAACAGCGUCUUGGGAAGAUUCUAAAGCUGAACCGAAAUGGCCAUGCACGCUUCUUUGUUUGAUGCAGUAGCUGCUACCACUGCUGCUGUCCAUUUUUAUGCACGGACCAUUAUGGAGGAUAACAGUGCCUGGAGCUUCUGUUUUAUUCCUCUGCUUGAGGCAGAAUGCAUGUACCUUAUUAGAACACUGCCUAAUGAACAAAAACUCAAUGCUGCAUUUUCACUGUGCCACACCUGCUCAGCAAUAACCAUUUGGGAAACGGGACUAUUCAGAGAGACUAUGGACUGGGAGAUGGUCUUUCUUCAGGGCUCAAUCAUUUUAUGGUUUCUGGUAGUGUCUGAGCUAAUUCAUGAACAGAAGAGUGUGAUGAAGGUGAUUAUCAAUAAUUUAUUUGUCAGAUUUUGGCAACUGUUGAAUUCAUUUUUAAACUAUUUAUUUGGAAAACAUUUUUGUGGGAGUUACGAUUUUUAUUCUAGAUGUUAAGAAUGUGAAGGUUUUUAUUUGUCCUUAAUGUAUGUCUUUCUUCAUUGGAGAGCCACAUGAAUGGUUUAUUUUGCAUUCAAACAUUUGAUAGACAGGUUAUAGUCUUAAACAUGGAUGUGAUGCAUUAAGUUAAGGCAUAUGGAAUCGCAUGUUAAUUUCCACUCUUUAUAUAAAACUGGCUUUUCUACUGACUUCUAAAGUACUUAUUCUUAGCCAGUUAACCUUUCUCUCUUCUCUCAUUCUUGCUCCCACCCCUUCUUCCUCUCACGUUUCACCAUUUAUUCUGGACUAUAAAUUGGUAUAACAUUAGCAAGAGCUCCUUCACAUGUAUGCCCUCCCCUUAUUUGUUUCCAUAUCAUGGAGAAUGAUCCAUGCAAAGCAUGGAUAGCUGUACACCAAGGGUAGCACUACAGCUAUUGAUUUAAGUGUAGACACUUAAAAUGCAUUUGGUGGAGGAAGACUAUUUGGCAAAGUAUUGCUUGUCUACACAUGCCAGCCAAUUCAACAUCUUAAGUUUUUGUGUAUAUGUAAAUAUGUUUGAUAGCUUGCUAAAUCUCAGAAUCACUAUUUUGUGUCAUGCUUUGCAAAGAUCCAGUAGUAAAUGCCAAUUCUGAAAUACAUGUAAAUAACUUUGAUGAUAAAUUUGUAUUUUUGUAAUAUAAAAUUGAAUAUUUAAGCUGUUUUUGGAGGAAAAGGGGAGAUACCUGUACUACUACUUUGGUAAGAGGGCUAGUCAGUACUAAAGUGGGAAUACUAGGGAUACUGCUUUGGAUUUUUUUCUUCUGCUGAUAAAAAGUUAAAGCAUGGCCAAAGCUA
Molecule: messenger RNA, 4532 nt
Organism: Rhineura floridana
Lineage: Eukaryota; Metazoa; Chordata; Lepidosauria; Squamata; Rhineuridae
Gene: KDM7A
Product: lysine demethylase 7A
Exons: 20
Coding region: 521-3295 (924 amino acids)
Biological process (GO): protein demethylation; regulation of transcription by RNA polymerase II
Molecular function (GO): transcription coregulator activity; histone demethylase activity
Source: RefSeq, a predicted model, not a curated record